Messenger RNA from Debaryomyces tyrocola, 1113 nucleotides. Lineage: Eukaryota; Fungi; Ascomycota; Pichiomycetes; Serinales; Debaryomycetaceae. The record is from the annotation of a GenBank genome assembly.
AUGCAUUAUAAUGUUGAUUCUAUUGAUAGUCAAAUGGCAGAUACGAACAUAGAUACAGUACAGGCAGACGUCAUCACUUCGAAGGAGAUGGAAAACCAGGAUACCGAACAAUCACAAAAAAGAGGCGGAUCUGAAGUAGAGAAAAAUGAUUUUAAGCGGCAGAAGGUAGUUGUACCAGAGGGUAUGACCAAACGAGAAUACAAAAGACAAUUGAAACAGCAACGUUGGGAAGAAACCAAAGAUGAAUACAAACAGAAGAAAAGAGAAAAGAAGAAGGCAGCCAGAGAACGUCGUAAGGAACGCAUAAAAGAGGCCGAAACCAAUGGGGAAUCAAACGAAGAGCUCUACAACUAUCAUCAGAUGAAGCGAGCCAAGGUAGCACCGCAAGAGCAGAUAGAUACCGAUGUUAAAAUAAUAAUGGACUGUGCAUUUGACUCGCUUAUGAACGACAAGGAGAUCGUAUCAUUGUCGAACCAGAUCACCAGAUCGUACUCGGCCAAGAAACACAGCACGUACGACGUGCAAUUGGACAUCACGUCGUUCAACAAGAACUUGAAGAAACGAUUCGAGAAGGCCAUUCCGCAGUACGACAAGUGGACCAACGUGACGUUUGUCGAAAACGAUAAACUAGAGGAUAUAUUGCCAAUGGACGACAAACAGGCUCUCAGCAAAUAUGUGUAUUUGACCGCCGACACCGACGAGGUUAUCGACACGCUCGAACCACAACACACGUACAUAAUUGGGGGCAUUGUGGACAAAAAUAGGUACAAGAACUUGUGUCUUAACAAGGCCCAAUCGCUUGGUCUUAAAAUCGGCAGAUUGCCCAUCGACAAAUUCAUUAAGAUGAAUGGAAGACAAGUUCUUGCCACAUCACACGUAUUUGAAUUGUGCUGCAAGUGGUUUGAGAACGACAAAGACUGGGGGAAGGCGUUCAACGAAGUUCUUCCACCUAGGAAGGUGAAGGGCAAGCUCACGCACGACGCCGAACCAGAAACCUCCAUUGAGCCAUCUGACGCUUCCGAACAACCGGUACUGUCUGACCAACCUGUACUGUGUGAAAAAUCUGUAUUACCUGAAUCAUCAGACGAACCAUCCAAAGGUGCAGACCACUAG